GGAGGUGCCCAGUGGAGGCCCGCGCCCAGUGAGGCGGGGUCUUUGCGGGGACUCCCGGGGGCCGGAACACGUGCGCAGGUCCCUUUAAGGUAAACCGGGUCGCCAGUGCCGCCACCGCGGUUACUAGGGAUAUAACGUCAUGCGCGGGCGGGGACGUGCGCGCCCGGGCGGAAGCGGAAGGGGCGGGGCUCCGCAGGCCGAGUCUCCAGCGCUGCCGCCGCCAGAGUCAGAGCCGGAGCCCGUGCGGGCUGAGCCGCUGAGGCAAGAUGGUGGACUAUAGCGUGUGGGACCACAUCGAGGUGUCUGACGAUGAGGACGAGACGCACCCCAACAUCGACACGGCCAGUCUCUUCCGCUGGCGGCACCAGGCCCGGGUGGAGCGCAUGGAGCAGUUCCAGAAGGAGAAGGAGGAGCUGGAGAGGGGCUGCCGCGAGUGCAGGCGCAAGGUGGCCGAGUGCCAGCGGAGGCUGAAGGAGCUGGAGGCGGCGGAGGGCGAGGGCAGCAAGGCGGAGCUAGAGCGGCUGCAGGCUGAGGCUCAGCAGCUGCGCAAGGAGGAGCGGAGCUGGGAGCAGAAGCUGGAGGAGAUGCGCAAGAAGGAGAAGAGCAUGCCCUGGAACGUGGACACGCUCAGCAAGGACGGCUUCAGCAAGAGCAUGGUCAACACCAAGCCAGAGCAGGCGGAGGAGGAGUCGGAGGAAGUGAGGGAGCAGAAACACAAAACGUUCGUGGAGAAGUACGAGAAACAGAUCAAGCACUUUGGCAUGCUCCGUCGCUGGGACGACAGCCAGAAGUACCUGUCGGACAACGUCCAUCUGGUGUGCGAGGAGACCGCCAACUACCUGGUCAUCUGGUGUAUCGACCUAGAGGUGGAGGAGAAAUGUGCACUCAUGGAGCAGGUGGCCCACCAGACCAUCGUCAUGCAGUUCAUCCUGGAGCUGGCUAAGAGCCUGAAGGUGGAUCCCCGCGCCUGCUUCCGGCAGUUCUUCACCAAGAUCAAGACAGCCGACCGCCAGUACAUGGAGGGCUUCAACGACGAACUGGAGGCCUUCAAGGAGCGCGUGCGGGGCCGCGCCAAGCUGCGCAUCGAGAAGGCCAUGAAGGAAUACGAGGAGGAGGAGCGCCGGAAGCGGCUCGGCCCCGGCGGCUUGGACCCCGUGGAGGUCUACGAGUCUCUCCCUGAGGAACUGCAGAAAUGCUUCGACGUGAAAGAUGUGCAGAUGCUUCAAGACGCCAUCAGCAAGAUGGACCCCACCGAUGCGAAGUACCACAUGCAGCGCUGCAUCGACUCUGGCCUCUGGGUCCCCAACUCCAAGUCCAGCGAGGCCAAGGAGGGGGAGGAGGCAGGCCCCGGGGACCCCUUGCUGGAAGCCGGCCCCAAGCCAGGCGACAAGAAGGAUGUCAGCGCGUGACUCGCCCCGGCUGCCGCCUGCCUGCCCGCAGGCCCCCGUGUGCCCCUUUUCAGAAAACAAAAAUAGAUGCCUCUCCCCAGCUCCUGGCUUCCUCCACUUGCGCUGCUCCGGCCCGGCCCGGGUCAGGGAGAGAGCUGCCCCCAUCCCACUGCCCCCACCUCAGUGCUCAUCCAAGUCUCUGCUUUGAGUCAAGGGGCUUCACUGCCUGCAGGCCACCCCCCCACCCCCCACCCAUCAGCAUUAUGCCAAAGGCCUGAGGGUCCAGGGAGGGGUGGAGGUCGCUAGGCUGGUCCGUGGGGUGUGGGGAGGGUCCCCAACCCAGAGGCCUGCUCCAGUCACUAUGGGCUCUGUUUUCACUGUUCAUCCGCUCUCGAGUCUUCUAUAUGGUAAACAGCAAUGAUCUACCAAUAAAGGAUUUCAGAUGCUCAGGGGGGCGUCUCGAGGGCUGUUGACACAGCUCUUCUCUUGGGGUGGGAGGGGAACCCAGUGAGUGUCAGAGGCCUGGCCUGUGUCGCCCCAGGCCUUAUCCUCCAGCUAUCUCUAUUCUGGUUCUCUCUAUUCUGGUUCCAGGCUCUUCUUACACAAGCUAUUCCACUGCCUAGAACAUUCUUCCCCAGGAUGCCUCUACGUUAGAGUUCUCAGCUACACCCCCCACUCUUUGUGGCUUGUCCUCCAGGCCCCCUGCUGCCACCCAUUCAGGAACAUCAUCCUCAAUCUCUGACCACUGCCCUUGGUCUCCAUGACCUCUUCCCUGGUCCGGAUCCCCGCCACCUCUGGCCUGCAGCCUGCCCCAGCCUCCUCCCCAUCUCCCCUUUCCACACCAGACGCCAACAGGCCGUGGCCGGAGGGUGGCCGUGAACAAGGUACAUCCUUCCCUCCCAGCAGAAGCCAAAAGCCCUCUCUGCAGCAGACAGGCGUGCACCUUCUGCCCGGUCCUCUCUCUGCCCUGGUCUCGUGUCCUCCCCUCUGUUCUCCCUCUCUCCUUGCAGGUUCUUGAGCACUUUAAAUUUCUCUUUAUCAGUGUGACCUUGGCAACUUCCUUAGCCUCAGUGUACCCCUCCUGUGCACAAUGAGUAAUGUUAGUGCCUUUCUCCUGGGGCAGUACUAAAAUGACAUCCUACCACAGGGCAAGCAUGGUGCCUGGCACUUAGAUGCUCAAAAUGCGGGCCUUGGUGUGUGCCUGUCCCUUUACCCAAACACCCUUCCCUGCAGCCCUCACAGGGCUCCUUUAUAAAGUAACAGAACGUUUGGGCCACAGAAAAGGGCCUCAAGAAUAGUAUACUAUGAUGAACAAAGACAUCAGUUUAAGAUGAAACCAACCAGUGAAUCCCUCUGCCUGCCCCUUUCCAGGAGACCCCACUCCCGGCAGCUGCUUGUCAUUCAGACCAGAGCUCAGUGCCACUUUUUCCCAGGAGCCCUCCCUGACCCGCCCGAGCUGCCCCUCACUUCCAGCCAGGCGGCUCGCCUCACCUGCCAUGUGCCAAGCUUUGUCAACCUCACGUCGUCCUCUCCCUUGCGCUGUGAGCACCACCAGGGCACAAACAGUGUCACGUGGUCCUCAGGUGCUCACAGUGCCCUGGAGGGGUCCUGGCGCGCAGUGGGGGGGUCAGUAAACCUCUACCAAAGCAAAGAGCCUUUAGGUGGUGUUGGUGCACGUUGGUUGCCACCGGGGGGCAAUAGUGAGCUGCAAACCCCAGUGGCCUCACCUAAAGCUUUUCAUACGGCGGGAACGGCAGCCAGGGAUCCAGAGGGCUUGGGCAGGAGGACGGCAUCCUAGAGUCCUUGGUAAAUCUCGCCUGUCCAGGAUUCAUCCAGGAUUGGCAAGUUCAUUGUUUACUGUGAAAACUUUCCAAGGUAGAAUCCAUAUUACUGGCUUUUCCUUCUGCCUCAGGCUCCAAUACAACUCAGCACUGUUACUGAUUCUUUGCUUAAGAUUUCAAUAUUUUGUGCGUGGGUGUUUUUGUUUUUUUUUUUUCCACAUUCAUUGUGCUUUUUAAAAAUAUUGCAUUAAAGUAUUUAUCUUGGUUACUGA
Messenger RNA from Panthera uncia (snow leopard), 3441 nucleotides. RefSeq names its product cell division cycle 37, HSP90 cochaperone (gene CDC37). NCBI's taxonomy places the organism in Eukaryota, Metazoa, Chordata, Mammalia, Carnivora, Felidae. The coding region runs from base 267 to 1409 and encodes 380 amino acids. Gene Ontology annotation, molecular function: heat shock protein binding; protein kinase binding; protein-folding chaperone binding. Gene Ontology annotation, biological process: protein folding; protein stabilization. Gene Ontology annotation, cellular component: cytoplasm. The transcript is spliced from 8 exons. The record is from RefSeq and is a predicted model, not a curated record.